GCAUUACAUGUUACUCUGCUUGGUGGUGAGUGGGGUUCAUCUGCUGGUGGGUUGUCAACCAUAAACAGAGAGCUUGCUAUUCACCUUUCCAAUUAUUCAGCAAUGAAGGUUUCUUUACUAGUCCCAGAGGGAGCUUGCAACACUGAAGAAGUAAGAGAAGCAGAUGGCUAUGGAAUCACUAUUGUUGAGGCGAAAAAACGUGCAGCAUAUGAUCAUCUUGAUUGGUUGAGCAUCCCACCCCAGGACCACUCCAUGGACAUUGUUGUUGGUCAUGGUGUUAAACUUGGUCGGCAAGUACAAUUCAUUAGAGGUUCUGCUCAAUUUCCAAAUUGUAAGUGGGUACAAGUGGUUCACACUGCUCCAGAGGACCUGAGCAGAUACAAAUGCUACAGUGACCCCAUUUCAAAAGGUGAAACAAAACACGAAUCAGAAGUUGAGCUUUGCAAACUUGCUGAUCUUAUUGUGCCUGUGGGACCCAGACUAAAAGAAGCAUACUCUUCAUAUUUACAGCGAUGCAAGACAGAUCAAGACCUUUUGUCCAUUACUCCAGGCCUUUUUCAAAGGGAGUUUGGGGAUUUAGUGGCAAAACAUUAUCCUAAUGAAGAUGGUGAAUUUAAAGUGUUGUUAUUUGGUCGCGGGGAUGAUGAGGACUUUGAACUCAAAGGAUACAACAUUGCUGCUCAAGCAUUUACUGAUCAAUGGUUGAAAAACAAACCAUAUCAUCUAAUCUUUGUUGGAGCACCUGAAGGAAAGCAAGAAGAAGUUAGAAAAAAACUUGUUCAGAGUGGUAUUAUGGAAGCGCAGUUGACUGUUAGAAAAUUUAUACAAAGUAGAGAGAGACUGAAAGACUUGCUGUGCGAAGCUGACCUUGCCAUAAUGCCAUCAAAAUCAGAGGGAUUUGGUCUUGUUGCACUUGAGGCCUUGUCUGCGGGACUACCCAUUCUUGUAGGCAGUAGGUCAGGAUUUGCCAAAGCAUUAGAGAAUGUCCUUUAUGGUAAUACAUGCACUGUGAAUUCAGAUGAUCCUGCAGAAUGGGCAAAAGCAAUAGCAGCUGUUCGUAUCAGGCAUGGAAUGAGGCUUCAAGAGAUAAAAUUACUGAGAACAUUUUAUGGGGAGAUGUACAGUUGGAAGGAGCAAUGUGAUGCCCUUGUGAACAGAAUGCAGAGAAUGGGUCAUGGUAAGAGU
Messenger RNA from Porites evermanni, 1185 nucleotides. NCBI's taxonomy places the organism in Eukaryota, Metazoa, Cnidaria, Anthozoa, Scleractinia, Poritidae. The record is from the annotation of a GenBank genome assembly.